AAACCCAAGAUGCAGGCUCCUGCCGAGGGAAAGUGCUCCUUGAAAUCAUCACCACAGACCCCGCUGCGAAAGUGCAGAGGAGGAGAGAGGAAAAGCUUUGGCAGCCAACCUCCUGCGGCUGAGGGCUUCGCAAGCAAGGCAAUGGCUUCAGGCUCCCAGAGCUUCUCUCUCACCUUUCUCCAGGGCGUGGGAUCUGCCUUCUUCAUCCUUCAGAUCAUCUCUGUUCAGGCUGAUGGGAAAGUGUUUGCACUUGAGUCCAAGAACAACUCUCAGGGUCUGGAUUUAGCUGAAGCUAAGAAAGCUUGCGUUGACCUGAAUGCUCGCUUAGCAACUGCAGAAGAACUGAAAAGGGCUGUUCUGGACUGUUCUUUCGCUGGCUGCUCCACGGGAUGGCUCGACGGUGGCUCUGCUGGGACAAUUAUAUGCAGAAAGACGGGCAGCAAACAGCAGAGCGUGAAAGCCAUUGAUGUUAAAAUUGAAACCGGUCCCUUUGUGAAUGACCAUUAUGAUGCUUUUUGUGUAAAGGAUGAAGACAAGCCCUGCGGGGACCCACCAUCCUUCCCCCACACCAUCCUGCAUGGCCACACUGGCUUUGAAAUGGGGGACGAGCUGCUGUAUGUUUGCGCCCAGGGGUACAUCAUGGGCAACAAGGAGACGGCGUUCACGCUGCUCUGCAAUAGCUGCGGGGAGUGGUACGGGCAGGUUCAGGCCUGUGUCAAAGAUGAAACCGAGGCACACAUUGACUACGAAGAUAACUUUCCUGAUGACAGAUCAAUACCUGUUGUUGAGAAUGGACACAUCAAUGGCAAAGAGGAAAUGGAGCAGGAGCAAGAACAGCUUUCCUUCAGUAAAAGUUCAGAGGAAAGAAGAAUUGGAAGUACCAAAGGUGUUACUCAGGACACAGACACUUCUGAAAGAGGAAGCAGGGCAUCAACUGAAUCUCCUGUGUCACUCCUAAGCCAAAAACACUUGUUUUGGUUUCCAUCAGAGGCUUUCAGUGAGCCUGAAUCAGAGAAAGAGACAGAUGAUUCCACUAAAGCGGAGCUUUCUGAAGGUGAUAACCACAUUGGAGUGAAGGCACCCUAUGAUGAACCUGGUGCCAAAAUGUUUUAUGACAGUGAGGAUUUCCCCAUUGGACCCAUUCUCACAACUAAUGAUACAAAGGCAGAGAUAGAUGCAGUUGCCAUCACUGAUGAAUCAUGGUUAGAUGGCUAUCCAGUAACGCAAGAAGUGGUAGAGGAUGAUGAAGAGGAAGGGGAUAAAGUUGAUGGUUCAAUGGGAACUGAAGAUGAUGUUGUCCUCACAACUGAGCAACCAAAUCAUGCUGAUGUAAGAAAAUCAGACAAUGGUGGCCCAGCUCCAGAGGAAGGUUUAACACAGAUUGCGGCAGCAACAACAAAAGCAGAUGAUGAAGGGACCAAAGAGACACCAGUGCUACUUACAUCAGUAAGUGGUCUGGAGAACUUAAGCACAAGCAGAGGUUAUGAUGAUACUGCAUGGGACCACCCAACUGCAUCUCUGGAAACUGUGACUCAGGAGCCUAGUACAACAAUGCUGUUUGACAUGACCAGCUUAAAAACAUCCACGUCAGAAACCUCUGUGAUGGUCAGCCCCUCUGAUCACACUCCAUACGCAGAACCAAAAGAUACAACCACCUACCCUGUACAAAUAGCAACCACUGCACCAGCUCCAGAUAUCAUUACUGGCACAUCAUCCCAGGAAUUAGCUGAGGAGGAAAAUCUCACUCAGGACCUCGGAGAACAGCCUGUCCCCACUUCUGAUCCAUGUGAGGAAGAGGACUGUCCCAGGUCCAGUAAAGGUGCUAUCAUAGCAGUAAUUGUGAUUCUUCUCUGUUUGUUACUGGUUGCAGCUGUACUGGCCGUGUGGUUCUUCAAAAAACGGCAGCAAAAAAAUUCUGUCUAUAAACUGAAUGGAAGGUGUCAACCCAGGCAUCACUGCUACCACCACUACCACCACCAGCACAUCGAAAUGCAGAAAGUCUAACCAGGGGCCUUUGGGCAGAGAUGCUAGAAACUGGAGGGAAAACAUACUGAUGCUAGAAGGAUCACACGACUCAUGGAUGCUAAAAUCCAGCAGUGCAGAAAAGAAUGCUAAGAGAACAAAGAAGACAGAAAAGAUUUCAUCCUUUUGAAAUCACAGUUUAACACAUUCAGUCUUUCGAGAGCUAAAGAAUCUGUAUGGUUUUAUUACAGGAGUCUUCUGGAGGUAUCAACAGGACACCGUGUGCUUGGUAGUACAUCUACAGUUUGUUCCGCUUUUACAUUUUGCUCCUAUUAAUAAUAAAUUAAUUGAUUAAUUUCUGUGUUACCUGGUUAUAAUGUAAUGGCAGGGCUGGUCAGGCCUUCUUGGUCUAUUCUCAGUGGAAGAAGGAAAGAAAGAGAGAAGGAGAAAGACGUUUUUGGAGCAACCACACAUUUGGUGUUGUUCCUUUUUUAGAACCUGCCCAACCUGGUCAGGAUAAAAAACCAUAACAAAUUAUUACCUGAUGUGUCUUAAAAUGAAAAACUAUUUGCUACCGUACUUUAAAGGAUAGUCCUGCAAUGAUGACUAAGGUACUUUUCUUCAGUGUUGUGAACUUAACAAGCCACAAGUGUUGGAUCAUCACGCUAGUUUUCUGGAAGGUGUUAUUUUAGCCUUAGUGAAGAAGUACCAUUCUUAUACUAAUCUUUUUAUAGACAUCAUGAUGUCUCCCUGGAACUCAGAGAAGGCAGUAAGUGCCAUUCUUCCUCGAGUAUCAGCAGGAAUUAGAGCACCUUUGAUUCCAGGUGUUAUAACGAAUAGCCUCUUAUUACAGAGCCAAACAGUGACGAAGCACUUUCCAGGGACACCCUAUAUAAAGUCGGCUGCUUUUCUGAACACAAUACUGACUGACCAGGAUACUGAACUCACAGCUGGGUGUACCUCUGGCAACUGAAGCCAUGCAGAAUACUUCUGCCACAUGAACUCUGUGGAAGGACUGAUUUUCUCCAUCCUGCUCUUACAUCAGCUGGAAGGGUGCCUGGGGUGGACAGUGGCUGUGGGAGAUGGGUAUCCAUUUUGAAUGCUGCUUGUUGUGGUUUUAAAGAUAAAGCAAACCUGGGAAAGAGAAAUUGCAUCCAGUUAAUAAAUGCAAACACUCGACUUCUAGACUGGGCGUUGGUGUAAAAACCCAGAGGCUUUUCCAACAGCAUGUUCCAUUUCCAAGAGUCCUGAAAAUAAACAGUGUGAGAGAAGAGGAUGUUUUCUAGAAUCCCUUAACAUAGUUCUGGUGAGUUUAGUAUGAAAUGCUCUUCCUUACGUUUCUGAAUGAACAGGAGAAAGACUGGUAACUGAAUAACCUGCAGGUCAGAAAUAAAUUCAUCUGCCACUCUAUUGCUCAGCCUUAGCCAAAAUAUGCCAGUAAUUCAACACACCAAAAUACUGGAGUAAGAAAAGAUGACUGGGGGGAGUUGACCUGUGCAGCCUUGAGUCAGAGUGGUAACCAUCCUUAACUCCAUGGAAGGUAGACUUUAUGAAGUGGAGUGCAGAAUUGGGCCCGUCUUACACCCAGCCAUCAAUCUCAGUGCUGAUAAGGAAAACAGAGCAUUUUUAGAUGAUGGCCAUAUGGAGAAUUUGACCUCAGAGUGGUAUGAGUGGCAAUAGCCACAGUAAAUAAAGGACAGAAACUGUACAAAUCUGUAAAUAUUGUGUUCUCUGCCAUAUGCAUGACUUUAUGAUUUUAAUGCAUUCUAGACUAUGAAAUAACCUAGGAAUUCUGUUGUAAACUAUUUUUUAAUGCAGUAACAUUUAAAUAAAUCCAAAAAAACAGUGGAUUUCGCACUAUGCAACUUUAUAGAGACUAACUGAACUAAAACAUACCACCUGUAAUCUUAUAGGAACAUGCUGGAAAAGAAACCUGGGGACAGCCAUUACAAAUACUGUUUAAUAGAAAGAUACAAGUAUGUGUUACAGCUCUGCGUAGCAUCAUUCAAAAUGAAAAGUCAAUACUCUUUGGCUCAAGAACUGAACAUGUGAAAAUGAGGCUCAAAAUAGAAUUAAACCCACAAAUUGCACAAGGACCUUAUUUGAGGCUUAGAAAUAAUUGUUAUUCACGAACCAGCAGAAAAUGUACGUUAAUAUAAUGCUUUGGAGGUAUUUAAAUAAAGAUCAAGGUACAAAAAAGGGA
Melopsittacus undulatus (budgerigar) is the source of this 4165-nucleotide messenger RNA. It is a transcript of the gene SUSD5, whose product is annotated as sushi domain containing 5. The transcript is spliced from 5 exons. The record is from RefSeq and is a predicted model, not a curated record. NCBI's taxonomy places the organism in Eukaryota, Metazoa, Chordata, Aves, Psittaciformes, Psittaculidae. The coding region runs from base 10 to 2004 and encodes 664 amino acids. Gene Ontology annotation, biological process: cell adhesion; Notch signaling pathway. Gene Ontology annotation, molecular function: hyaluronic acid binding.